Pseudozyma hubeiensis SY62 is the source of this 825-nucleotide messenger RNA. Its product is annotated as polyketide synthase. NCBI's taxonomy places the organism in Eukaryota, Fungi, Basidiomycota, Ustilaginomycetes, Ustilaginales, Ustilaginaceae. The record is from RefSeq and is a predicted model, not a curated record. The transcript is spliced from 2 exons. The coding region runs from base 1 to 825 and encodes 274 amino acids.
AUGGACGUUUCUUCGCCUUCGUCGUCACGAUCAUCGCCCGUUCAUGGACUGCAUUCUCCUUCUGCUUCUCCGCCGGACUAUGUUCAAGGUCGGCCGGCUAUCCAGGCUUUUGGCAUCCCAAUCCAGCAAAGCGUGACUUCAGCGUCAGCUAGGGAGGGGAAUCGCGAACCUGAUGCUUCUGGCCAAGCGUUCCAGGGCUCCCUCGAUCGCGCUCCGACUGACCCUGGCCCGAGUGCCCCGCCCGGCUUACAUAUCGACUUUCCGCCCAGUCAUGAAGCUCCCGUUGUGGACCGACACUACGCAAGUGUGGUUGCAAUGAGGACCUACGGCGGCUAUGCAACACCCGUGCCUAGGACGAUCUUAGAGGAUCCGGGUGUCCGAUCACGCCUGCUCGCGUACGCCCAUUGGUUCAUAGAACAUCCCGAACACGAGUUUCUCCAUCAUCUAGGCGCGAUCGAAGGACUUGCAAUUCAUCACCACUCUUUCAGCUACAUGUAUCGACCUCUCACACCAAAGGAAUUCGGCUACAUUGUCCCAACAGCAAAUGUCGAUUGGGCGCAAGUGAUUCCGGUGAUGGUUCUGCGAAUGCGGCUGCCACAGCGCUUCCCGUGGCAAUACGGUAAGCUGGAGAUCGCUGGCAUAGAGAUGAUACAGCCUACGCAGCAUCUUCAGUCGAGGCUCGAGCUCAAAGAGAUCUUCGGAUAUACGCGUUCACAGUCGACAGAGCAGAAAGCAUCGAGCCGACAUAACCUUCGUAGAGCUUGGACGAGGCCUUUUUCGGACCCAUGUGUCUUGUCGCCACGCAUGUUCCAGGAGAAGGGCUGA